AUGGCUUGGCGCGUAGUGUACGCGCUAGGCCUGGUGGUGUGGUCCAUAAAUGGACAACAGCCACUCAAUCAGCAAGGCCAAAACAUCAACCCCGACCAGGGCCAAGGCACAAACCUCAUCACCGGCCAGGGCAUUACACCGUACUAUGGAGUGAACCUCGUGCCGUUUGGGCCUGACGCGGGCGACAUGCGGGUGAACGACGAGAUGUUGACAGGAGGGCAAACGAUUGAUUUGCAUCUGUUUUUCCCGUUCUACGGUGGACUUUACAAUUAUACAUCGAUCUCCGGGAAUGGCUACAUCAGCUUCGCCACCGUGUUCGACCAGGGCCCCGUGAUCAACGUCGGACCGACCGAUACGGAUUGGCCGACCGUCCAGGAUCCGGCCAUGAUUGCGCCGUAUUUGUGCAAGCAGCAGAUCCCGCGCAACCAUGGACCCGGACUAAAAACGGGCGUAUUCUACCGUCUCCUCCUCCGCCAAUCCCUCUUCGGCCGCCAAUCCGACAGCAAUAUGAAUAUGGGUGGCAGUAUGCCGUCUGGAUUCUUUGGUCAAGCAGCUCGACUGGCUUGCCCGGCGACCCCGAAUCACUAUGCGAGGUGUAACCAGGAGAGUGACUAUCAACUGAACGAGUGGAUGAACUGGUUGCAGGAGGGCAUUGCCGGUGCACAAAUGUUCCGCGCCGACGCGGCCCUGGUGGUCACGUGGUUCAACUCGGCCUCCGCAAUCUCGGGCCGCUCCGACGUCGACGCCGGCCAGUUGUCAACCUACCAGCUGAUCUGGCUGACCGAUAGUAAUGCACGCCUCUCCUACGUCAUCUUCAACUACGACAAGCUCGGCUUCGAUGCAACGGAUUUCCGCGGGAAUUCAAGGACUGGAAGGUGUCAGGCGCUCUUCAACGGCGGUAACCACACCGGAAUCGUGCCGGUCGACCCGACGCAGAUGUACAAGAAUACACCCAAGGUGCUGGCUUCGCAGUCCGGAGUGCCCCAUAUUGUUCGCGGCAGAUACAUGUUCCGUGUUGAUGACGUCGUCCGCCCAGGCGGUUGUUCCAACAAAACUGGAGGCACUUUCCCGAUGAUGAUCUACCCGAACAUUGUCAACAUGUUGGGCGAGACGACCGUCGAUGUGAAUGCGAUGUGUCUGGAUCGGGCGAAGAGUUAUAUUCUGAUGAUAGAGCAGAGACAGAUAGCCACGUGCACAGUGUUGAAUCCGUCGAUAGCGAGAUGUGCACUUCCGAAAAUCUUUGACUGGGGCACGCUCCCUCCAACCCUCGACCCGCAACGUCUCGAAAUCGGCAACAUCUACGAUUGGUUCAAAAACCCGAUCCCCUACCAAGUGAUGCCCCUCUCAUGGUACCCCCGAAAUUUCACCAACCCCGACAUCAACAACCGCCUCGACUCCGGCGGGGUCAGAAUUAGUGACGACUCGAUGUAUUCAGUGCAACUCGGAUUGUAUGUGAUUGGGUAUAAGGAGUUUAAGGACGACGAGAUCAAAAAAUUCCGGCCUGAGCAUCGGAUUAUUGCGCGGCUUGGCUCGUAUGCAAAUAAGAAUCAGUAUGAAUUCCGGUGGAGACCGCAGGAGGAACGGAUCAAUAUUAAUCAGGUCGAACAAUGGUACAUGACGGAUUGGGAAAGAAUGAACGAGCUGUACACCUACCGCUUCGGCUACCUUAAACUCGCCCCAAUCAUGAACGUUGAUCAGCAACGCCCCACACAACUUCCAGCCGGAUUGGUCUCCCACCCAAUCUCCUUGCAUUGGAUGUGGACGACGAACAACCAAGAGUUCGCCACCACCACCUACAGCGCCCAGGACGAGAAGUCGAGGGUGGAAUUUGUGAAGAAGAAGGCGACACAGAUGUGUCAUGACUGGUAUAAUGAAGACGGUGCCCAGGCCAACUUCAUCCGAGACACCGAGACGAACGCGUCGUGCCCGUGCGUUGAGAGGCAGGCGAUGGCCGACCUUGGACGGUUUAUGCCACAUCCACGAUGCUCGCAGAUCUUCCGUGAUAUCACCUGCACCCAAUCGAUCGGUGCCCGAAAUUGCUACAUGUCGGCCCAAAACGUCUACGGGUCGUACGCCGGAUCGGGCAGGACGGACAACUCGCAUACCACCGGCCGAAUCCCCACCCACUACGGACAAGUGUGCUGCUACGAUUCUGAUGGCCAUCUGAUGCAGACCAGUUAUCAACCUGUUAUAAAGGUGACACCGGAAGUGCCGUAUAACCCCGGGUUCCCCUUACGCGCCUACGAAUUUGGGUCAUCACCGUAUAUGGGGCAGUUUGAGGUGCCGGGUCUAUCAGCCUUUCACAACGACUACAUGCCAUAUUUCCUCUGCUGCAAAUAUGCCGAUUUUCGAUGCCAAAUGUUCUACUGGCGGCGGCCGUCUAGCGGUUGUCAAGAGUAUCAGCCGGCAGCAUACGGCGAGGCGAUCGGCGCCGGCGUCUUCAACACGAUCGACAACGACAAGUUUGUGUUCAACGAGCCGGGCGUGUACACCCUCCUCUACAUCCCGAAGACGUUGACCACCCCGGAAGUGAAGAUCCAAGUCCGGCUGGAGCGAUAUCCGAACCGGAAGGUCGACUUCAGUUACCUUGGCCGUUGGAUGCCGCAGAAGGACCUUGUUCAGCCCUCAAAUGCCACUGUCAUCACUGGAAUUGCCAUUGAGGCUACAGGAACUGAUCGUAUCCACGUACUCGCUCGGAAGGACACACGCCGCUUCCGCUACCGUACCAGCAUCAUCGUCGGCAACAUUUUGCGAUAUUUCGAUACGAUGGUCAUCCAACGGUUCAAGGGCGUGCUCGUCUACGUGAACAAUGUCGAGCGCGGUCAAGCCGAGAUCUACGUUGUGCUUGAGGAGGCCCAGAUCGGCAUCAGGAUACGCGAAUCAUUCAACCGAGAUAUCGAUCGAUUGUUGAACUACCAGGAGAGCUUCGGGAUUCUAAACGUUGCCCUCUCUGUGCCGCCACAGUAUGGUGUGAGACCCGAUGGAGAUAAGGCACGCGAGAACGAGAUCCGACAGCGCUAUAAUUUGCCAAAGGUCGCCGGCCUAAUGCGCCCAUUCCCCGACCAAACGAUGAGCAGCCAAUACCAGCGUGACCUCCAAAUGCAAGACGUCAACUCCGAGCAGUACAGGCAGCAGAUUGUACAGAAUUACAAAAUUGCCGGCAGUGGCGAGAGUGGCUCGGAUCAGAAUCUGAACGUCCAGUACAACUCGGAGAUCCCCUCGGAAAAUAUGUUCACCACUAGCCGCGAUGAGGACAGGAAGUUUGAGGUUUUCCCUGAGGCAUCGAUGCGAGGGCCCAUCUACAAGGCGGCCGCCGAGUUCGAGACGGGCACCAACCGCUUCUACCCGAUCACCGGGACGGUGUUGAUCCAAAUUCUGAACCACUGCCGCGAUAUGGAGCAGAACCCGAAUUACAACCUGCAGCCGCAAAUCUCGUCGGUGAUGGAGCAGUACGGGAUGUCGGUAUGCCCGAAUAAACCCUCAGAAGUUCUGGCCGAUUGUGGGGACAAUUGGGCGUGUCUCUACGACUAUACCCUCCUCAACUCAAAGGUCAUCGGCCAGGAGAGCAAGGAGGCAUGGAAUUCCCAUAUCGCCCUCCGACUUCAAGCUAUGCGGCAGUACAACUCUUGCGGCCCGAUCAACAUCGAGUACCCGGAAUAUCUGAUGAAAAUCGGCAGCAUGCACAGCGCUUAUCUGGAGGGGGAUGUCGCACAAUUCGAGUGUUUCCAGAGCCAUUGGACCAAGGGAACCCAUGAGUACAAGUGUGGAAUGGUGGCGAAUCGAGACUACUAUCGCGACAGCCGAACCCGCGAGCAAGAGCCCCUCAACUAUCAAUACGGUACCUAUCGAUUCGAGUGGAAUAAGGGAGACCAACCGUGGUGCCGGUCGCGUGAGAAGGAGAAUUUCUUCAUUUGGUUGGCCGCGAUUUUGGGAUCUGCUGGAAUUAUUAUCGUGUUGAUCCUGAUCUAUCUAAUGUGCUGGAUCAAGAAGCAAGACCACCGCAAGAAGUUUGACGAGGAGAAGGAGCAGAACAGCGUCCGAACACCGUCAACAGCACGGAAAUGGAAUGAUCCGCCGUAUUCUCGAGAAGCGGAACCGCUCAAUCCGAAGGCUCGGCUGAUGGAUAGCCCUCGGGUACAUACGCCAAAUAAGCCAAGAAUCGAUCCGUACUCCUCGCCAGCGGAAGCCUCGACGCCCGAGUCGACGCACCAUAACGAGAAGAAUGGCAUGCUCGGCCUCAACACCAGCGUC
This is a messenger RNA of Mesorhabditis spiculigera, 4251 nucleotides long. The record is from the annotation of a GenBank genome assembly. NCBI's taxonomy places the organism in Eukaryota, Metazoa, Nematoda, Chromadorea, Rhabditida, Rhabditidae.